CCAAAUUAUUCCGCCACUCUUCGAUACUGAAAUACCUUGAUCCCGACAGAGAAUGCUGCUGAAGAGAUCCCCGGCGGAGUGGACUCUCCUGCGGCUCUGCGGAGAGCUUCUCAAGCACACCUCGGCGCACGGGAUCCCCAACGUGUUCCGCGCUGCGCACUGGUGCCGCCGGUUGCUUUGGGCCGUUUUCGUGGGCUUUGCUCUGUGCUGCGCGCUCUGGCAGUGCACGGAGAUGGUGCUCAACUACUACAGAUACCCGUCCCACGAGAAGAUAACCCUAGUGUCCAACACCAUGCUGGCGUUCCCCGCCGUCACCAUCUGUAACCUGAACAGCGUCCGCUACUCCUCCGUACGCAAGAGCGUCACCAUGACAAAGUCACUGCAGGAUCUGGGGUUGAAGCAAUCUCACCGCAGGAACAAGUCCUCGUGCUGGAACACCACCUGCCCCGACUCACCGGCCGAGAGCGACAGCUACCCACGCGCCCUCAGGAAGUUUGCCUCGCAGUUCAACCAGCUCUCGGACGAGGAGAAGAUCGCAAUGGGACACCAGCUGGAAGACAUGCUGAUCUUCUGCAACUUCCACGGGCAGAUGUGCGAUACCAGCUUCUUUUCUGGAUUCGUCAACUAUAAGUUUGGAAACUGCUACACCUUCAAUUCUCAGAAGACGACAGACAUCAGAGGAGCCCCGAUCAGUGGCGCGGCUCUGAACACCACCAGGGCUGGCUUCGUGUACGGGCUGCACCUGGAGCUGUUUAUCCAGCAGAUUGAGUAUGUGAAGGAUGUCACUCACUCUGCAGGGAUACGCCUCCUGGUCCACAACCACGCGGCCUCGCCCUUCCCCGAGGACGAGGGCGUUAACAUCCCGCCAGGCACUGAGACCGACAUCGGCAUGAUGAAGGUCCUGAUUAAACGGCUGAAGUCCCCUUAUGGGAGUCACUGCACCGACGGGGAUGGCAUUAAAAACUUCUACCAUGAUGUGUAUGGCUCCAGAUACACACGGGAGUCCUGUAAACGGACAUGUGCCCAGCUGAGCAUCGUGGAGAACUGUGGGUGCAGCCACUGGGAAUUCGCUGCUCCCCCCGACCUCCAGUACCCCAAGUGUAACCUCAGUGCUGUCGGAGUCAGUGAAUGUGUGGAGCUUUAUGGAUACAAGUUCGCUCAUGGCAUGCUGCCUUGCGACUGUCCUCUGCAGUGCAAAGAGGAGCUGUACCAGCUGACAGUGUCUGGGUCCCAGUGGCCGUCAUCUGCUUUCAUUGAAAAGUUUUCCAGUGAUCUGAGAGAGAUGGGUGGUCAGUUGAGUACGAUUGCAGACAGCCCUCAGCUAAUACGGGAUAACCUGGUGAAAGUUGUUGUUUACUACCAGCAGCUGAAUUCUGAGCAGAUUGAGGAGGAGCCAUCCGUCUCUGAGAUCGAUUUGAUUUCCAGCAUGGGAGGACUGGUCGGUCUCUGGGUCGGAUUCUCUGUCUGCACGCUGGUGGAAUUCUUUGAGCUUUUCGUGGACAUGUUGGUCUUCUUCGCCCAGCGAUGUCUCUGGAAGGCUGUGCCCAAUACCUACGCAAACCCAUGCUCUGAAAGAGGGAGAGCAUCCUUCACUGGACAUAAAACCACCAACAUGUAGCUGUGCUGUGCUUUGUUACAUUGUAACAGCAUUCUUCGUAGGAAAUGGAAAAUAAUAAAGACCAUUUGAAUGUAUUCCUAGUGCAGUAAAAAUAGACGAGAUAGAUAUAGAUUGAUAGACAGAUUGAUUGAUUGGAUAUGAUUGGGUAACAGUAGAUAUAAUGAUAUAGUUAUAACCCAUUAUUCAAUUGUUUACUGUUCUCCCUUGUCUGGACUUAUUGUGUUAAAACAUCCAUUCUUGAGGGAACGUUCUUACCAGAGCUCCACUUGAUGGAACUAAACAGGUAAUAAUGGCUGAUCAGAAUCUCUGUUAGAAUUGGUAUCAUUCCAUCGUUCUGAAUAAAUAAACCAAAUAAAACUCUCUGUGCUGUUUUCAUCAUUGUCCACGUGUUUAGGUUUGUGUGAGACAGUCAGACAAAGAGACGUACAGGACUCCUAGACUAAAGAUAACGGUUUGUAUCUGCGUGAUUUAAUAAAAUAACUCCUGCAGUUCUCUGCAAGAGAAGCCAAUGAA
Acipenser ruthenus (sterlet) is the source of this 2131-nucleotide messenger RNA. RefSeq names its product amiloride-sensitive sodium channel subunit gamma-like. Lineage: Eukaryota; Metazoa; Chordata; Actinopteri; Acipenseriformes; Acipenseridae. The coding region runs from base 53 to 1618 and encodes 521 amino acids. Gene Ontology annotation, biological process: sodium ion transmembrane transport. Gene Ontology annotation, cellular component: membrane. Gene Ontology annotation, molecular function: ligand-gated sodium channel activity. The record is from RefSeq and is a predicted model, not a curated record. The transcript is spliced from 11 exons.